UCCUGCCGCAGUCUACAGCUGUGUAACGGUUCUUUCUUUUUAGCGUCCUCUCUUGACCAGCAGACAGCCAUCAUGUCUAUCAUCAGACAAACCCGCACUUACACAUCAAGUGCUCCCCAGAAGGCCCACAGUGUGUCUGGGUUCAACCUCAGAUCAACACCUCGCAUCUCUGCUUCCAGUGCACGUUUUGUGUCCUCAUCAGGCGGCAUGGGGAUGGGUGGCGGCCUGGGCAUGGGUGGCGGCCUGGGCAUGGGUGGCGGUGGCUUUGACCUGUCAAGCGCCCUGGACCAGGGAACAGUGCGCCUGAACGAGAAGGCCACCAUGCAGAACCUGAAUGAUCGUCUGGCCUCCUACCUGGAGAAGGUCCGUUCUCUGGAGGCAGCCAACGCCAAGCUGGAGAAACAGAUCAGAGAGUACUAUGAGAAGAAGGGACCAGCAGCUGAGAAGGACUACAGCAAGUACUGGGACAUCAUCAACGGCCUGAGGGACAAGAUCCAUGCCGCCACAAUGGAAAAUGCCAACAUCCUGCUCCAGAUUGAUAACUCCAAACUGGCUGCUGAUGACUUCAAGACCAAAUUCGAGCAUGAGCUGAUGAUGCGCCAGUCAGUUGAGGCUGACAUUGCCAACCUCCGCCGCCUGCUCGACCAGACCACCCUGACAAAGGCUGACCUGGAGAUGCAGAUCGAAGGCCUGCAAGAUGAGCUGGCCUACCUGAAGAAAAAUCAUGCAGAGGAGCUGGCAGCACUGCGCUCUCAGCUUACAGGCAAUGUCAACGUGGAGGUAGAUGCCGCACCUCAGCAAGACCUGAACAAAGUUCUGGAGGAGAUCCGUGCACAGUAUGAAGCAAUUACUGAUAAACAUCGUCGCGAUCAGGAAGCCUGGUUUAAUGACAAGUCGGCAACCCUGACAAAAGAGAUAACCAUCCACACAGAGACAAUCCAGACGUCCAAGACAGAGAUCAGUGACCUACGGCGAACACUGCAGGGCUUGGAGAUUGAGCUGCAGUCUCAGCUUAGUAUGAAAGGGGCUCUGGAGAGCACGUUAGCAGAGACAGAGGCUCGCUACAGCGCCAUGCUCGCCGGCUUCCAGAACCAAAUCAACAUGCUUGAAGGAGAGCUAGCCAACGUUCGUGCCAGCAUUGAGCAACAGGGCCAGGACUACAAGAUGCUGCUGGAUAUCAAGUCAAGGCUGGAGCAGGAAAUUGCAACCUACAGGAGCCUGUUGGAAUCAGAAGAGUCCAGAUAAACACAGGGGGCUGAAGUACCACAGUCACAACCACCACUGUGUGCACUUCCAGCUAGGAGCUCCAGCUGGCAGGACAAGCUGUUCUUAGACACAUGCACACUCACACACACACAUACUCCCACAAAUAAAAGCUAUUAAAUGAGAGGAAACCGUACUGAAAAAUGUUGAAAAAAAAAACCUGUUUAAGAGUUCACGAUCCAAGUUUGCAAAUCAGAAGACGAAAUUCCUGAUGUACUGUGUGUGUUUGUGUGUGUGAUGUCUCUGAAAAAUAAAUCUGCCAGUGAAUAUAA
Molecule: messenger RNA, 1535 nt
Organism: Pelmatolapia mariae (spotted tilapia)
Lineage: Eukaryota; Metazoa; Chordata; Actinopteri; Cichliformes; Cichlidae
Gene: krt94
Product: keratin 94
Exons: 7
Coding region: 73-1245 (390 amino acids)
Cellular component (GO): cytoskeleton
Molecular function (GO): structural molecule activity
Source: RefSeq, a predicted model, not a curated record